Molecule: messenger RNA, 1231 nt
Organism: Trichogramma pretiosum
Lineage: Eukaryota; Metazoa; Arthropoda; Insecta; Hymenoptera; Trichogrammatidae
Exons: 2
Coding region: 153-749 (198 amino acids)
Source: RefSeq, a predicted model, not a curated record
UAGAACCGAGAUUAUACUCGGACGUCUUAAAAGUUAAAUUAUAAUAUUAUUUAAUUCAUUUUAGAUAAAAAUUUUUUGGUGUUCAUCAAACAUACAAUUGGAUAAAGAAUAUAGUUCCAUCAAUAUGCAAACAUUUGAACCAAAAAAAAAAAAUGGAUCUAGAUUUAUUUUUAAUGGAUGCAAAGAUGUUAAAACGUGAUGCAGGGGCAAUUAUUAAAUUACGAGAGUACAUAAUUGCCAACGACAUUAAAGAAGAAAAUUUAGAAGACCCAGCAGUUUUAACAGCUAUGCUACGUGCGUCAGUGAGAAAAUAUGCGGGUAGUAUUCCCGUUACUCCUGAAUUAUUAAAUAAAUUCAAAGAAGCGAUUUAUGGAAUUUGUUCUGUUGAUAAUUUCAAGACAGUUGAUCUGUAUUUUGUAUGUAACAUCAUAUUGGUCGUCACCUGUGUUGAACAUGUCCUGUACCGUAACGGAGAUAAAAAAGAAUAUGAAAAGUUAUAUCGUGGCGACAAACAGAAAGCGAUCGAGGCUUAUAAUAAACUGUGUGGGUUUCCAGCUGACCGAAUACCAGAUGAAAGGAAACUCAAACAGAUUCUAUCGGUUUUUAAACGGCCAGAGUUUUUUAAUGUAAAUAGUCCCUUGGAAGCAAUAAGAUCAUAUUUGGAAAGCAUUGAUCGUCCCGUAAUCGAUCGGGAACGGAUAAAAAGAUUAAUAAUUGAUUUAACUUUCAGGGAAGAUUACGAAUUUUAGCAUGUCAAAAUUUGUCUACAAAUAUCAUUGUUUCCUUCGAAGAUCUUUUACCUAAUUUGCCCAAGAACGACCAUCAGACUCGUCCAACUGACACAGAUGUCUCAUCGUUCAAUUCUGCCUCGUCACCAAUUAUAUAAAUACCAAUAAACGAUGGGUUUACUCAAGUUUAAUCUGAUGUCCAGAUGGUAUCAAUGUAAAUGUCCAAUUCGAUCUUUUCGACAGCACAAUUUAUAGAAGUUGACGAAAAUUUUAUGCUUUCUAAAUUUUUUCCACUGUAGUGGCAUUGGCUACUGCAGAAAUUUAAAAACGAAGUGUUUGCUGAUUUUAUUCUAUUUAUCAUAACUAUAAAAUUGUAUUUUUAGAUUGAAACAAUGCACUUUUAUUGCAAUGUUAAAUUACUGAAAUUGUAUUGAAAUAUUCAACUGAUUUUGCAAGUUUCGUAAUUUUUUUAAUGUAAUAGGCCGAUUCUCUGUGAAAUCGAA